This is a messenger RNA of Chrysochloris asiatica (Cape golden mole), 957 nucleotides long. RefSeq names its product olfactory receptor 18-like. Gene Ontology annotation, cellular component: membrane. The transcript has a single exon. The record is from RefSeq and is a predicted model, not a curated record. Gene Ontology annotation, biological process: G protein-coupled receptor signaling pathway. NCBI's taxonomy places the organism in Eukaryota, Metazoa, Chordata, Mammalia, Afrosoricida, Chrysochloridae. Gene Ontology annotation, molecular function: olfactory receptor activity; G protein-coupled receptor activity. The coding region runs from base 1 to 957 and encodes 318 amino acids.
AUGGAGCCACAGAAUCAAACGAGCGUCUUAGAAUUCUUCCUCCUGGGUCUUUCUGAGGAUACAGAACUGCAGCCUCUCUUUUUUGGGCUCUUCCUAAUCACGUACCUGAUCACUCUGCUCGGUAACCUGCUCAUCACCCUGGCCAUCAUCUCUGACCCUCAUCUCCACACCCUCAUGUACUUCUUCCUCUCCAACCUGUCUUUAGCUGACAUGUGUUUCAUCUCCACCACUGUCCCAAAGAUGUUGGUCAACAUCCAGACACAGAGCAAAUCCAUCACCUAUGAGGGCUGCUUGACACAAGUAUCCUUUUAUUAUUUGUUUGGAUGUAUGGAUAGUCUUUUGCUCACUGUGAUGGCUUAUGACCGACUUUUGGCCAUCUGUCACCCCCUUCACUACAAAAUUAUCAUGAACCCCCGACUCUGUGGGUUGCUAGUUUUGGUAUCAUGUCUCAUCAGCAUUCUGGACUCCCAGCUGAACAUGUCUUCAGUGGCACAACUUACCUUCUGCACAAAUGUGGAAGUCCCUAGUUUCUUUUGUGACCCUCUACAACUCCUCCACCUUGCCUGUUCUGCCACUUCCAACAAUACCCAAGUGGAGUAUAUUAUUGGUGCUAUCAUUGGUGGUGCUCCAGUCUCAGUGAUCCUUUUAUCUUACAUUCGAAUUAUUUCCUCCAUUCUGAAAGUCUCAUCUUCAGGUGGGAGAUAUAAAGCCUUUUCCACCUGUGGAUCUCACCUGUCAGUUGUUUGCUUGUUUUACGGAGCAGGCCUUGGAGUGUCUCUCAGUUCAGUGUUCUCAUAUUCUGCCAAGAAGGAUGCUUUGGCCUCAAUCAUGUACACUGUGGUCACCCCCAUGCUAAACCCCUUCAUUUACAGUCUGAGAAACAAGAACAUCAAAAGAGCCUAUAGGAGGUUCCUCAGCAGAAUAGCCUACUCUCAAAACGUGUGCCAUAGUUUUUAA